Closterium sp. NIES-65 is the source of this 1059-nucleotide messenger RNA. The record is from the annotation of a GenBank genome assembly. NCBI's taxonomy places the organism in Eukaryota, Viridiplantae, Streptophyta, Zygnematophyceae, Desmidiales, Closteriaceae.
AUGUCGCCUGAGCAACUUCAAAUUUUGCUCUCUCAAGUUAGUGCUGAGUUCACCCGCAAGAGCUCCUCCACUUCUGACUCUGCCAACUUCGUCGCACCAGAUCUCGUCAACGACCAGCUGUCGUCGGACGAGCACGGUGCUGACAAGGCUAACGUAGGUCGCGUUUUGCCAUUAGAGCCCGAGGUAGACCCAAUACUAGACGCUGGAUCUGCUGGCGGUAACUUGCCGGUCACACUUUCGCCGGCGCUAGAAGCAGCGGACGAUGCGGACGAAAACGUCAGUGGCGAAAGCGAGGCCGACGACGACAGCGGUGACGACGACCGCUCCUUCCCUAGGCGCAAGAAGGGUUCCGUUGCUACUAUGCAUGGCGGUGCUCCUAACUCUACGUCGAAGCAGAAGCGCAAACACCAGACGAAACGGAAAGAAGUUGUUCAGCCUGUCGACAGAGCCCAGGCUGCAGCUUCUGAUCAGCAGCGCACGGUCGAGUUGCAGCAGGAGACAUUGGCGGAAGUUCGGCGGCAACUGGAGGAGAGUCAGCGGGCGAAACAAUUGCUCCAGGCAAGCAGGCCGGCCUCAACGUCUUCCGCGCUGCCCGUCAACGUUGCAAGCACUUUGCGAGGCCUCAACGAUCACCGUUCAACUCUGGCGCCUGCUGUCGCACCUGGGGCAGUCGGACGAUCGCUGGCAACCUCCGUGAUUCCUGCGCUGCUCGCGCCAAACGCCUCUCGCUCCCUUGGCACCCCCCUCGCUCAUCCGGGAACCCCAGCACCUCGACCAAAUGCUCGUGAACCUUCGACCAAGCUUCCGGAAUCGCUUACCGAGCUCACAUUUUUCACGGCAAAGUGCAACCAAGCGGUUCUCUACUUCAUUGCUGAGGCUCCCCCGAGGGAGAUUAACUUCUGGCCUGAGCCGCAGGAGUUGAGGCAGCAACUCAUCCGUACGUAUCAGCUGGUGAACGUUUCUGAGGAAACGUUCAACCUUGUCAUGAACUCUCACCCGGAACGGGAGAGGAUUCUUAAAGACAAGGUCGGCGAGCGUAGGGGCAACCUCUUCACGUAG